This is a messenger RNA of Phycodurus eques (leafy seadragon), 2092 nucleotides long. RefSeq names its product serine protease HTRA1A-like. NCBI's taxonomy places the organism in Eukaryota, Metazoa, Chordata, Actinopteri, Syngnathiformes, Syngnathidae. Gene Ontology annotation, cellular component: extracellular region. The coding region runs from base 137 to 1561 and encodes 474 amino acids. The record is from RefSeq and is a predicted model, not a curated record. Gene Ontology annotation, molecular function: serine-type endopeptidase activity; protein binding. The transcript has 9 exons. Gene Ontology annotation, biological process: programmed cell death; proteolysis; positive regulation of apoptotic process.
UGGAGCUUCUUUUCUCUCUCUCUCCUCAGUCCUCCUCAGCUCUCAUCCCGCAACGUUGCAAGCGCUGCACACCGAGUGGACUUUUUUUUUUUUUUUUUUUUUCCCCCCCCAAGUUUUUUUUUUUUCCACUUCAGUCAUGUUUUGCUGUCUUUGGGUCAUCCUGGUUUUGGCGUCAGCGGACGCGCAAACUUCCAGCCGCUUCGCGGUGGGCUGCCCGGCGCGGUGCGACAAGUCCAUGUGCCCCCGAUCUCCAUUGUCCGACUGCCCGGCGGGACAGACCCUCGACGUCUGCCAGUGUUGCCAGGUGUGCGCGUCCGGCGAGGGCGAGGCGUGCAGCGGCAGCGGCAAGCUCGGCGACCCGGUGUGCGGAGAGGGUCUGGAGUGCUCGGUGUCCGGCGGCGUCGGUUACACGGCCACCGUGCGCCGGAGGAGCAAGAGCGGCGUCUGCGCGUGCAAAGCCGCGGAGCCGGUGUGCGGCAGCGACGGAGUGUCUUACCGGAACAUCUGCGAGCUGAAGCGGGUCAGCCGCCGGGCGCAGAAGCUCCAGCAGCCGCCGGUGAUCUUCAUUCAGCGCGGGGCCUGCGGGAAAGCACAGGACAAUCCAGACAGCCCAAGACACAAGUACAAUUUCAUUGCCGACGUGGUGGAGAAAAUUGCACCAGCUGUGGUUCACAUUGAGCUCUACCGCAAGAUGACGUACUCCAAACGCGAGGUAGCUGUGGCUAGUGGCUCAGGCUUCGUGGUGGCCGAGGACGGACAAAUCGUGACCAACGCGCACGUGGUGGCCAACAAGCACCGCGUCAAGGUGGAGCUCAAGAGCGGCGCCAUCUACGAUGCCAAAAUCAAGGACGUGGACGAGCGCUCCGACAUCGCCCUCAUCAAGAUCGAAGCGCCGACCAAGCUCCCCGUGCUGCUGCUGGGCCGCUCGUCGGACCUGAGGCCGGGCGAGUUCGUGGUGGCCAUCGGUAGCCCCUUCUCCCUGCAGAACACCGUCACCACGGGAAUCGUCAGCACCACCCAGAGGGGAGGCAGGGAGCUGGGCCUGAGCAACUCCGACAUGGACUACAUCCAGACAGACGCUAUUAUCAAUUAUGGCAAUUCCGGUGGACCUUUGGUCAAUCUGGACGGUGAGGUGGUCGGAAUCAACACGUUAAAGGUGACCGCCGGCAUUUCUUUCGCCAUUCCCUCGGACAAGAUCCAGCAGUUCCUGGCGGAGUCCUAUGACAGACAGUCCAGAGGUACGGCAGCUCCCAAAAAGAAAUACAUCGGCGUGAGGAUGAUGACUCUCACUUCAGCAAUGGCCAAAGAGCUGAAGAGCCGACAUCGAGACUUCCCUGACAUCACCUCUGGCGCUUACGUCAUGGAAGUCAUUGCGAAGACGCCAGCUGCAGUCGGCGGCCUCAAAGAACACGACGUGAUCAUCUCCAUCAACGGCAAGCGGAUCUCCACGGCCAAUGACGUCAGCGCCGCCGUCAAAAAGGACAAAAGCCUCAAAGUGGUGGUGCGCCGCGGAAACGAGGACGCCAUCCUCACCGUCGUUCCCGUGGAGAUCGACCCUUGACCUUCACUCCAGUUAAAAAUGUAGCCAGGUUUUACUCAUCACCAGUGGACUACCUGGUGGUAGUGGGGGGUGGGGGUGGGGGAUCCUAUGGACACGCCAUCCUCCUGUGAGUUGCCAGGUUCUGGAACAUUCUGGCGAUAUGCCUUGAAAAUGAGCGACUGUACGGAUUGCUGUAAAAAGCCAUGCUGUACUUCCUGUGUGUGUGUGUGUGUGUGUGUGUGUGUGUGUGUGUGUGUGUGUGCGUGCGUGCGUGUUGUGUGGGUUGUUUGGUUUUAAUUUUUCUACUCUUUUUGGGUCACCACCAACAAAUGAGAAGCUAUUGUUGUCUGUCGACUCUCUUUUUAAUAUUAUUGCUCAGUCAGGCCUUCCUCUGCACUUUUGUAGCUAUUUAGAGACUCGCUGAGCACAUCUACAGUAACGUGUAUAAUUAUUGUGUUCUAACCUUUUUUUAUUGAAAAAAAAAAAAAAAAGUACUGUAGAAUAUUUUGUUGAUUACGUGACGUUUGAUGGAAAUAAAUGGUUUCGCCUUUG